Molecule: messenger RNA, 324 nt
Organism: Chaetura pelagica (chimney swift)
Lineage: Eukaryota; Metazoa; Chordata; Aves; Apodiformes; Apodidae
Gene: RNF208
Product: ring finger protein 208
Exons: 2
Coding region: 1-324 (107 amino acids)
Source: RefSeq, a predicted model, not a curated record
AUGCAGGCGUCCCUCAGAGACCCCAGAGCAGUGGACAGUAAUGUGAAAACAAUACUCAUGUCGUGUCUGAAAGGGCAACAGGUCAUCAUUAAAAUGGAGGCGAUGAAAAUCAUCCACCCAGAGAAGUUUUCGGAGCUGCAGGCCUCGCAGCCGCGCUACGCGCCGGCCCCGCGCCGCGAACUGCCAGCUGAAGCCCUGGCCACCAACCCCGUCCAGUGGAGCAGUGACACCGACCGCAGCUGCUACCAGACCUUCCGCCAGUACUGCGGGGCUGCCUGCACCUGCCACAUCCGAAACCCACUGUCUUCCUGCACCAUCAUGUAA